UCGCCCAGCCUGCCAUCCGCCCCCCACCCACCCCGGCCGGGUCUGGGCGCUUCUCCCUCCACUUUGGCAUCCGUGGCCGGGGAGGGUCACCGCAGCUGGCUCCGCAUGGCCACCUUCCUGCUCCUCCUGCUCCUCUCCUCCUUGGGUGGCAGCACAGCAGGGCUGGACUGCCUGAAUGGGGGCACGUACGACGGGGUGAAGUGCAUUUGCCCCCCGACCCACUAUGGCCCUCGCUGUGAAGAAAGCCUCGAGAUCGCCACCCCAUUGCCCACAAGGGCCACCUCAGCCGCCACGGGAAGAACCACGUCAACUGCCUCCACCCCCACCAUGGAGAGCCCCACAGCAACCUCCAGCAGGCCCUCCUCACCAACACCCACCAAGGCCUCCCCAGGCCCCUGCCUGAAUGGCGGCCUUCUCAACGGGAGUCUGUGCCUUUGCCCGCCCGGGUUCUGGGGUCCGCUCUGUGCCUCCUUUGACCACAAGGGCUGCCAAAACGGAGGGAUCUGGGCCGGGACCUCCUGCCGGUGCGCCCGUGACUUCUGGGGUCCCAAGUGUGAGUUUGUGGUGAACGUCAUCGAGGUCAGCGCAGAGGCCGAGGCCUGGCUUGACCUGACCGUCCAGGUCACCAACCGCAACUUCACAGCGGAGCUGACUGAGCCUUCCUCUCAGGCUUCCAAGGACUUUGCACAGGUGUUCACACAACAGGUGCAGCUGGCCUACCAGAAGGUUCCUGGCUACCACAACCUGACGGUCCUGCAGCUGAGGCCGGGCAGCAUCCUGGUUCAUCACAGGGUCCGCAUGCUGAUCCCACUCAGCGCCAACGUGGAGGCAGCGUUUGGGGCCAUCUCCGAGCAGCUGGUGGCAGCAUUCCGUGGGGCAGCCCAGCAGCAGAGCUGCCCCACUGGUGCCACGCCUCUCUGCUUCAACGCCUCCUACGCGGAGAGGUCCAAGUGGGGCAUCGCCACUGACGAGGCUGAAAUCUGCCGGCAGAACGUCCCGGCCGGCUUCGGCCCCCACUUCUCCGGCCACGCCACCCAAGCCGGCUUCCAGUGCGUCACCCAGUGUGCCCAGGGCUACCAGGACUCCCUCGACUGCAAGCACGGGCAGUGCCAGGUGCCCAGAUCGGGGCCCCGCUGCUCCUGCCCCGAAACGGCCGUCUUCUGGUUUUGGGGGACUCGAUGUGACGUCCGGAUCAGCAAAGUGGGGCUUGGCAUCGGGGGCCCCCUGGCCAUUGCGGUUGCUGCUGCUGUUGCUCUUGCCGUGGUGCAGGUCCGGAAAUGACCCGGCUGCUCUCGCUUCUCCAGAGGACUCUCCUGCAAGACCAGCAGCUGCCGAGUGGGGGCCGG
Messenger RNA from Hemicordylus capensis (graceful crag lizard), 1346 nucleotides. RefSeq names its product mucin 3A, cell surface associated (gene MUC3A). The transcript has 10 exons. Lineage: Eukaryota; Metazoa; Chordata; Lepidosauria; Squamata; Cordylidae. Gene Ontology annotation, molecular function: signaling receptor binding. Bases 106 to 1281 code for a protein of 391 amino acids. Gene Ontology annotation, cellular component: extracellular region; cell surface. The record is from RefSeq and is a predicted model, not a curated record. Gene Ontology annotation, biological process: anatomical structure development.